AUUUUUUCACAACUUCACACCCGUUUAAGAAUAAAAUAAUUAAAUCCUAAACCAUGAUUAAGAGAAUAAACUCAAAAUUAAUUACAAUCUUACUGAAUGUGACCUCCUUUUAAAAGCUCCUCCCUAUUGACUUGAUUCCCUAUUGCUCCCUCUCUCUCUCUCUCUCUCUCUCUUGAUCUUUGUGGGCAAUUCUUUGCUUUAGCUUUUGCCAGCAUUGCAGACUCCAAAUGGGCAGGCAUUCUUGCUGUUACAAGCAGAAGUUGAGGAAAGGGCUUUGGUCUCCAGAGGAAGAUGAGAAACUCAUAAAGCACAUAACCAAAUACGGCCAUGGCUGCUGGAGCUCAGUUCCUAAACUGGCAGGUCUGCAAAGGUGUGGAAAGAGCUGCAGAUUGAGGUGGAUUAAUUACCUGAGGCCUGAUUUGAAAAGAGGGACAUUCUCACAGGAGGAAGAGAAUUUGAUAAUUGAACUCCAUGCAGUUCUUGGAAACAGGUGGUCACAGAUUGCUGCACAGUUGCCUGGAAGAACAGACAAUGAGAUAAAGAACCUAUGGAAUUCUUCCAUCAAGAAAAAACUGAGACAAAGGGGAAUUGACCCCAAUACACACAAGCCCCUCUCAGAAGUGGAGAAUAAUAACGAAGAGAAGGCGUCUGCAAACAGCAAAAACAAUGAGAAAACAUCUGAAGGAUCCAGCGAGCUGAGCUUCGUCGACGCCGAUAACUCUAACAACCUCGGACUGGCAGCAGAAAAACCGAAGCCGACUAGUUCUGUCGCCCUGGACCGGUAUUCGCUGUUGGAGAACAGCGCCGGCAGUACCAAUUUGGGCAAUUCUUCAACCCAUGAAUUCUUCCUCAACAGGUUCCAUGAUCAGACCUCCUCCUCCAGCUGUAAUAAGCCUUCUGAUUUGACCGGGUUCCUCUCCUUCCAGCAGAUGAAUUACGGGCCCAACAUCGGGCUUUCCAUGAACCCCAACACAACCCUUUUCUUCAAUUCAAACUCCAAGACUACAGAAAUGAUUUCUGAUCAUUUCAGCGCUAGUAACAUCGCAUCCACUCUUCUCCCCUCAACCUCGAUUCUCUCAGCUCCGGCCCGAAUAAAGCCUUCCAUCAACUUCCCCUCUGACAAUCCUUUCAGUGUGAAAUUUGAGAACUGGGAUUCCUGCACUGUAAGCAACAAUGGCAGAAAUACGGGCAACGUAAGCAGCGCAAGCACUGAUCAGCUGCAGACCAACUGCAGCUUCUUUGAAGCGAAUGCUUUUCCCUGGACAGCUUCGGACUGUGGGAAAGCUGAGAAAGAAGCCCAUAUUGCCUCAUCAGACAGCGAAAUCCCAGAAGACAUCAAGUGGAAUGAAUAUCUCCAAACUCCGUUUUUACUAGGAAAUUCAGGUCAUAAUCCAGGCGUUCAAGAAAUGUACGGAGACACGAAAUCACAGGCGCAGUUUGCAGCAGAAGGUUCUUUAAGCAAUUGGCAUCAUCAAAAUCAGCAGCAACAGUCCUUACAAGCUGCAGAAAUAUACGGGAAGCAUUUCCAGAGGCUCCCAGCUGCCACCUUUGGACAGUUUUCUUAAAUCUUAGCUUAAAUUUCGAUUCCUCCAAGGCUGCUAAUCUCUUCAACAGGUGUGUGCUAUAGAGUUUUAUUCUCAAUCUGUAAAUAGGGACCAUAUACAGAAUCCUCAGCUUCUUGAUACCGACAUUUUUCGAUUUAAAAAAAAAAAAAAAACAAGAAUUGCUCCUGUUUCAUUACCUUUUUUCAUCUUUAAUUUGUGUGUGUGGUUGGUCAUAGAAUAAGUCGUGUUUUUUCGUUUCCUUUUUCCUCCUCUUCAAAUUCGUCUAUACAUGGUUUUGUUAGUUUGUCUAUUA
Molecule: messenger RNA, 1857 nt
Organism: Sesamum indicum (sesame)
Lineage: Eukaryota; Viridiplantae; Streptophyta; Magnoliopsida; Lamiales; Pedaliaceae
Product: transcription factor MYB61
Source: RefSeq, a predicted model, not a curated record